UAACCGGCCAUCUCCGAUUCCGAUUACCGACAACCUUAUCAAUGAGAAUAUAUGUCAUGUGACACAAUUACCUAAUUAUGGGGUAUUAUCUAAUCAAUAGAAAUACAUAUGUACAUACAUGUAUGUACCUAGGUAUAGUAGUUGUUCUUUUUUAAUAAAAACAGGAAAAAGAAGAAUAGGAAGAAAAAGGAAAAGAAAAGAAAAAAGAGAAAAAUAACUACAGAAUAACAGUCUUUACUUUUAUCUACGACAAGGAAGCGACCAAAUUUGGCUGCAAAGAUGAUGGCGGCCCGUGUGUUGCCAUUACGCUCUCAACGUUGGUUCUCUCGCGGUUAGACGGCGCUUGAACUCCAACAAUCGGAAUCACUACAUCGUUCUCCAAUGAACUUAAUAUAUUGGAAGGUUAAUAAGUGAGGCAUGUGAUAAGGUUGUGUUAAAUCCUGAUCACGAUGGACGUGCACCCACAAGGUAUUUACACCUAAAUAUUUAGGGGCAUCUCUCGUUACUCCUCUAUAACACCCCCUUAAAUGGCGAACUGCGAACAAAUUUGAACCCUAAGGAAAAUACAUAGUUCCAGAAACUAAAAUCUCAAAGCCUACCUAAACAUCAUGUCGACAGAGCAAGAAGGGAAAGGGUCUAUACCCAUGUAUAUUGCUACUCUAGAAAAGAGAAAGCGGUUCGAGAGGUUAGCCCCGGGCAAGGAAGCAUUUCGUAAUGUCAUGCCCAGCCAGAAAGAGGCCCUUCGUCGAGAGCUGAGUAUUAUCACCAAUAGCGCAACCAUCACGUCAAGAGAUCGAAUUCUACACCAAAUCAGGGCUAAUAGGGAAUGUUUAUACGCUUUGAGUACCUACGCAAAGGUCACUUCCCCAACUGCUUACUUUUCCGCCAACCUGUCGCGAAGACCUUUGCACAGUAUAGACUUGUUUGAUUGCAGCAAUAAGUCUACUGCACUGUAUAUUUUCGAUCCCCGAAUGCAAUUCUCAAACGUGAUGGCGGAACCUAUAAACUCGUGGAUGCAUCGGCAGUGGUUCGAUCCAUACCGAACAGACGUCGAGUUCUGUCGAUUUCCGAUCAAGUCCUUUGCGGUUCAUUACAACGUGGCCGCCCUUGGCUCCAACCCAGACACAGACCAACUGAUUGCUAUGCAUACUGAUAUCUGUGAACGAGCACAACUUACCACAGCCGUUGGUAAUGGCACGGGAGACCCUACACUGCCAAUACUAGGUCCACUUCGCGGACCGGCCACCCCUGAUAUUGAUAUACCGGUUGCUCACUACGACAGCUGCGAGCGAGCGCAUAUACUUCAACCCCUCUUCAAAGCUUUCUUUAUGGUCGCAACGAACUAUGGAGUCGGCAAUAGCGGAUUUGGAGAACUGGACGAUGUGGCAAAAAUAACAGUACGGCUUAUUCUCACAGGCAUCACUGACGGAUUAAGUGCACCAAUAUCAUUCGAACCGUUACGGGAAAAUGCACUCGAUGGUACAUACGCACCCAACUCGAACACUAUAACGACAACUAUGGGCGCGGCUACCAAAUUUAUCCUGGAGCUCGAAGCACGUGAAAUCUCUGCAUUCGGUAUUCGGCCUGAUAUAAAAGCUCUGUCCCGUGAAGAGAUCAGUCGUGCAUUUAGGUUCUCCAAAGACGCGGGACUAGAGUACGCAAAAGAACUUGGUUGGGUGGAAGCGAGGGAUGGAAGGCUGGACGAAGUGAGCCCAAGAAGUGCUGAGUGGGUAAAUCCUGAGAAGUUUCCGCUUUGGGUUGGCACAGGUGCUGAGAAAGCGAGAAGUUUCACCGAACACGUUACCAGCACGUUUGGAUUACACAAAAAAUAUCGCCUCUCUAGGCAUUGGUGGUGGGAGUUGGAGCAACCAGCAGAGCUCAAAAAGCCGGAAGACCUAGAAGAGAAGGAUGACAACAAAUCGACCCCCAAAGCUCGACCGCGAACUAGACCUGGCCGUUAGCCUGCGAUGAGUAGCUAGGUAUCUGAUUAUGCGAGUGAGUAUUCAUGGCUUCUUAGUAUCGGAAGCUAUUUAUGCUGACGAGACAAAAUUGAUAUGCUUUAGAUCCUCAAGAGUCAGGGCCGUGUUAUUAGAUGGAAUGCCAUUGGGAGAUAUCAGGACUUUCGAAUUAAGAUACGUCAAAACUAUUUAGUUAGGCAGACAACCUGGCUACAUCGUUACAUUUACUCAGUCUGUAUUCUCCUCAAGGAGAUGGGUAGCUUGAUGCGCGGGCGGAGUACGUUUCAUACGGAGUAGACUUUAUACCCUGGGCUUCACAGAUUGCAUGGUUUCAAACUAGAGGACACCGAUUCGGGUGACAAAAGAAAUAAUAGAUGUAACUAAGGAUGGCUACCUAUUUCUGUACUCAAUAUUCCAAUUACUUUCAUCAACU
Hypoxylon trugodes is the source of this 2391-nucleotide messenger RNA. RefSeq lists its product as uncharacterized. Bases 609 to 1961 code for a protein of 450 amino acids. Lineage: Eukaryota; Fungi; Ascomycota; Sordariomycetes; Xylariales; Hypoxylaceae. The record is from RefSeq and is a predicted model, not a curated record. The transcript has a single exon.